Messenger RNA from Musca domestica (house fly), 2011 nucleotides. RefSeq names its product WD repeat-containing protein 46. The coding region runs from base 104 to 1885 and encodes 593 amino acids. The transcript has 2 exons. Lineage: Eukaryota; Metazoa; Arthropoda; Insecta; Diptera; Muscidae. Gene Ontology annotation, molecular function: protein binding. Gene Ontology annotation, cellular component: small-subunit processome; 90S preribosome; nucleolus. The record is from RefSeq and is a predicted model, not a curated record. Gene Ontology annotation, biological process: maturation of SSU-rRNA from tricistronic rRNA transcript (SSU-rRNA, 5.8S rRNA, LSU-rRNA).
UUUGACAGUCAAAAGUAAACACGAGCACGUUGGUUGGAUCUCAGCCCCACAAACUCGAUUCAAAAACGAAUAUUUAGUUAUUUGAUUAAGCUAAUUCUAUAAAAUGGGCGAGGAUGAAGUAGGUACCAAAAAGAAAGGAAAUAAACGCUAUUUCCAGGAAGUCGUUGAUGAAUCAGAAGUAAAAAAGAUAAAACACAGACCGAAAAUAAAACAAGAAUUUAAAGGAGAAAUAAUUAAAGUGGAACAAAACGUACAAAAACCAUUGAAACCUCAUUUGAAGCGUAAGAAGGGCUAUCAGAAGUACGAAGACAAGCGACCAAAUAUUCCAAAACACAUUCUCGAUAAAUAUAACAGAGGUGAGAAUGUGGAGGUGGACGGAAUUAAAACCAAAUACUUUAAGGAAAAGCAACAACGCAAAGAGGUUUAUUUGGAAUAUGCCACUGAACAGGCUGCGAGAACAGAACUGUUGCUGACCGAACAGCAAGGUUUCAUAGAGGCAGAUGAAGGCGAAGUCACUGCAGAAUAUCGCCAGGAAGAGAUAGCCGCAAAUGUGGAUAUACAGUCGGCCUCGAAAUUAUUCAAAUUGAAUUUGGAAUUCGGUCCAUAUAGUAUGAGGUAUUCAAGGAACGGAAGACAUUUGCUGUUGGGCGGCCGCAAAGGCCAUGUCAGCUCCUUCGAUUGGGUUACCAAGAAAAUGCAUUGUGAAAUGAAUGUUAUGGAGGAAGUAGCCGAUGUUAGCUAUCUACAUGUUCACACCAUGUUUGCUUGUGCCCAAAAGGAUCAUGUGUAUAUUUAUGAUAAUCAGGGUACCGAACUACAUUGCAUUAAGCGGAUGUAUCGCGUAAAUCGCAUGGAAUUCCUGCCAUAUCAUUUUCUACUGGCCACGGGAAACAAAGAUGGUUAUCUGUCUUGGCUGGAUGUAUCCAUUGGUGAAUUGGUGGGAAAUUAUGGUACAAAAUUGGGUGAAAUACGUAUAAUGAGACAAAAUCCCAGUAAUGGAGUACUCUGUCUUGGUGGUGGCAAGGGUGUGGUAUCGAUGUGGUCACCCAAGGUAAGAGAACCAUUGGCAAAACUGCUUUGCCAUCCAACUCCCUUGUCGGCACUAACUGUUGAUCACAAGGGUCAACAUUUGAUAACAGCCGGUCUGGAUCGCAAGGUAAAGGUUUGGGAUAUUAGAUCUCUAAACGGCCCUCUGGCCAAAUAUAAAUUACGCUUGCCGGCAAGUCAAGUGGAAGUAUCACAAAAAGGGGUCUUGGCUAUAUGCCAAGGUAAUUAUUGUGAGCUUUAUCAUAAUCUAAUAAUGGGAGAGAAUGCAAGCCGUCCUUAUCUACGCCAACAUUGUGGUUCCUUUGUCCAUGGCAUGCGUUUCUGUCCGUACGAAGAUAUUUUGGGUGUCUCCACAGCCAAUGGCUUCCAAUCACUGCUCGUUCCUGGAUCUGGAGAGCCUAAUUAUGACGCUCUUGAAGAUAAUCCAAUGCAGACUAAAUCUCAACGUCGUGAACAUGAAGUCCAUUCACUGCUGGAGAAGAUACCUGCUGAGCUUAUUACGUUGGAUCCCAACGAAAUUGCCACAGUCGAUGAACCCACGCUCCAGGAGAAGAUUGAUGCCAAGCGGGCUAUAUUCUUCUUGAAACCACCAGAAGUUCAAAUGAAUUCGAGGCGCAAAAUGAAAGGCAAAGGAGGCAGUGCAAAUGCGGCACGUAACAAACAAAUUGUUAAAGAUCAGAAAAGAAAGGAAUUCAUUGCGGAUGUGCGUGAAGCGAAGAAGAAAAUUAUUGAGGCCCAUAAAGUGGAUGAGAGUGGUGAAGAUUUUAUACCAUUAGAAGAGACAAAACAAAGUGUUUUGGAUCGCUUCAAACCCAAGAACCUUAAAAGAAAAGCAUAGUUUGUUGUUUUAGAAAUAAGUUCUAUUCUUUUAUAGAAAAUAAAAUAUAAAAUAGAAAUAGAAAUAUUAAGCUAACGUUAAUAUAUAUUUACAAUAUCCAGAGAUACGUUUAUCUGUUAUACUUGA